UCUCAAAGAUAAAUAGUUUCGCAAAAGAAACAAAAAAAAUGGCUUCCCUUCAAGAACCAUGGCUAUGGGAGAACGGAAACUGGAAGGGUUGUAGCAAGGAGAUUCGCCAUGGAAGAACUGCACAUAACAUGUCGUCUUCCUCGUUGAGGAAAAAAUCGGAUUUGACCCUUGUCUCCAAGGUUCGUUUUGUGAUGCUUAGGCAGUUCCUCACUAACCUUCAAGAGGUCAUUUUGGGGACAAAACUUUCGGUUCUCUUCCCUGCUAUUCCAUUGGCCAUUGUUGCUGAGUGCUAUGGCUUUGGAAGACCUUGGAUUUUUGCAUUGAGUUUACUUGGACUUACACCAUUUGCUGAACGAGUCAGCUUCCUCACCGAGCAAAUUGCUUAUUACACUGGUCCAACAGUGGGAGGGCUGUUGAAUACAACCUGUGGCAAUGCAACCGAGCUGGUCAUAGCUAUAUUUGCACUGAGCCAAAAUAAAAUAAAUGUGGUUAAGUAUUCCUUGCUCGGUUCUGUCCUAUCGAACCUGCUUCUGGUCCUUGGGACCUCUCUCUUCUGUGGCGGCAUUGCCAACAUCAGAAGGGAACAAAAAUACGAUCGAAGACAAGCCGAUGUGAACUCACUCCUUUUGCUCGCAUUAUUGUGUCAUUCGUUGCCCUUGUUGUUCCGACUGAGUGUUGCAUCCGCUGCUCUCCCGGCCGAUCCUACGCUGCGGUUGUCGAGGGCGAGCAGCAUUGUGAUGCUGAUUGCGUACAUUUCGUACCUGGUCUUCCAACUAUUCACACAUCGGCAAUUGUUUGAAGCUCAUGGGGAAUCGGAAGACGAUGAGGGGAUACCAGAGGAAGAGCCGGUGAUCGGAUUUUGGAGUGGAUUUAUAUGGCUAGUUGGAAUGACUGUUGUCAUAUCUCUCCUCUCUGAAUAUGUUGUAGAAACAAUUGAGGAUGCCUCGGAUUCUUGGGGAAUUUCUGUUAGUUUCAUCAGCAUUAUUCUGCUACCCAUUGUUGGAAAUGCAACAGAAUAUGCUGGAGCCAUCAUUUUUGCUUUCAAAAACAAGCUGGAUAUUUCAUUAGGUGUUGCAUUAGGGUCUGCAACGCAGAUUUCCAUGUUUGUGGUCCCACUCUGCAUUGUCGUAGCUUGGAUUAUGGGAAUCAAAAUGGAUCUUAAUUUCAAUCUCCUUGAAACUGGCUCACUCGCUCUAUCCAUCAUCGGUGUUGCUUUCACUUUACAAGAUGGCACUUCUCACUACAUGAAAGGACUGGUUCUCCUACUGCUCUACAUCGUUAUCGGGGCUUGCUUUUUUUGUAUCGAAAAUGCCUCUAAGCAACGGUAUCGACACGGUCAUCGGAGUUUGAAGAUGAAAAGGGUUUCGAGCAUUUGUUAUUCUUUUUCAUAUAUGGCGGCCUGACUGAAAGCUGACGAAUUUGCAGUUACUAGGCUGCAUAUUAGUUUGUCAUGCCAUCAAAGUUGAGAUGAAUAGUGUUAUAGUAGUAGGUAUUAUAGUUAAAGAUGGGUACACCGUUGAAGCUUGAUGGAGACAGGCAACAAUUACCACACAACAGCAACAUUGUUCUGUGUGUGUAUUAAUCUCUCUUUUGUGUGUUUUAUAAAUUGUGUCCGCAUAUAUUAGUUGUGACAAAUGAGCUUGCCUCAUUGAGUUUGUUUGUUUCCCUCUUGUAAUGCUUGCAGCUAUCAAGAAUAAAUGAAAUCCUAGUUAUUUUUCGUUUAGCAA
Molecule: messenger RNA, 1727 nt
Organism: Hibiscus syriacus
Lineage: Eukaryota; Viridiplantae; Streptophyta; Magnoliopsida; Malvales; Malvaceae
Product: vacuolar cation/proton exchanger 3-like
Exons: 10
Coding region: 39-1403 (454 amino acids)
Biological process (GO): calcium ion transmembrane transport; intracellular calcium ion homeostasis
Cellular component (GO): plant-type vacuole membrane
Molecular function (GO): calcium:proton antiporter activity
Source: RefSeq, a predicted model, not a curated record